Molecule: messenger RNA, 3566 nt
Organism: Mugil cephalus (flathead mullet)
Lineage: Eukaryota; Metazoa; Chordata; Actinopteri; Mugiliformes; Mugilidae
Gene: mybpc2b
Product: myosin binding protein Cb
Exons: 30
Coding region: 78-3446 (1122 amino acids)
Molecular function (GO): protein binding
Source: RefSeq, a predicted model, not a curated record
GAGAGGGGAGAAAUAAAAGGAAUAAGCCCCACAAGCCCUCAGUCUUCCAGCAGCGAAGAGGAGACACAGGAAUAACCAUGCCUGAGCCAGUCCCUGAAGCUAAACCGGCGGGAGAGGAUGCACCCCCUGCAGAUGGAGCAGAAUCAGACACUGAUGGGGAUGAGCCCGGGUCGACUGAGCUCACUGGGCUCUUUGUCGAGAAGCCGCCGGAAAGUGUCGUCGCUGUCGCAGGAUCGGAUAUCACUUUCACAGCCAGGGUUGACUCGACCACCUUGACGAGAAAACCCACCAUGAAAUGGCUGAAGGGAAAGUGGCUGGACCUCGGCAGCAAGGCCGGGAAGCACAUGCAGUUCAAAGAGACUUACGACAGAAAUACCAAGAUUUACACUUAUGAAAUGAAGAUCGUCAAAGUGGUCGCUGGGGACGCUGGGGGCUACAGGUGCGAGGUGACGGCGAAAGACAAAUGUGACAGCUCCACUUUUGAGAUCUCUGUUGAGGCGGCACACCAGGAUGAGCAGGCGGACAUUUUGUCGGCCUUCAAGAGAGCUGAUGCUGGAGAGGAUGAGGGAGAUCUGGAUUUCAGCGCUCUCCUGAAAGCCACUAAGAGGAAGAAGAAGCCUCAAAAAGAGGAGCCACCAAUUGAUGUGUGGGAAUUGCUUAAGAAUGCCCAUCCUAGCGAGUACGAGAAAAUCGCCUUUGAGUACGGCAUUACCGACCUGAGGGGCAUGCUGAAACGUCUGAAAAAGAUGAAGGCGGUUGAGCCCAAACAUAGCGAGGCUUUCCUGUCGAGGCUUGAAUCGUGCUACUCGGUGGACAAGGGCAAGAAAAUUGUCCUGAGAUGUGAGGUGGUCGAUCCCUCUGUCCAGGUCAAAUGGUUGAAGAACGGCCAGGAGAUCAAACCCUCAGCCAAGUACGUCAUGGAGGCCAACGGGAAUGUCCGAACGCUCACCAUCAACAAGACUAACCUGUCUGACGACGCUGCCUAUGAGUGUGUGGUGGGAGAAGACAAGUGUUUCACAGAGGUGUUCGUCAAAGAACCCCCUGUGACCAUCACCAAGCUGAUGGAUGACUAUCACGUGGUGGUGGGAGAAAGAGUGGAGUUUGAGAUUGAGGUGUCAGAAGAGGGUGCCCAUGUCAUGUGGUUCUUUGAGGAUCAGGAGCUCCACAAAGAGAAAGACUCUAAGUAUCGCUUCAAGAAGGAUGGAAAGAAGCAUAUGCUUAUCAUCCAAGAGGCUACACUGGAUGACAUUGGAAUGUACCAUGCUUGGACAAAUGGGGGUCACACCAAAGGAGAGCUGGAAGUGGAAGAAAAGGAACUGGAGGUUUUGCAGGACAUUGCUGAUCUAACAGUCAGGGCAGCAGACCAGGCUAUGUUCAAGUGUGAAGUGUCUGAUGACAAGGUUACAGGAAAGUGGUAUAAAGAUGGAGUGGAGGUCUUGCCAAGCGAGCGCAUCAAAAUGACUCACAUUGGACGGUUUCACAGAUUGAUUAUUGAUGAUGUGAAGCCAGCGGAUGCAGGAGACUAUACAUUUGUUCCUGAUGGAUAUGCUCUGUCACUUUCUGCCAAACUUAACUUCUUGGAAAUUAAGAUCGACUAUGUGCCAAGACAAGAUCCUCCAAAGAUCCACCUGGACACCACUGGAAACAUGGUCUCCCAAAACACUGUCAUUGUGGUGGCGGGCAACAAGCUCCGUCUGGAUGUGGAGAUCUCAGGAGAGCCAGCGCCCACCGUUGUUUGGUCCAAAGGAGACAAACCAAUUACGGACACCGAAGGGCGUGUGAGGGUGGAGUCCAGAAAAGAUCUGACCUCCUUGGUCAUUGAGGGGGCAGAGAGAGAUGAUGAGGGCAGCUACAGUAUCUGUGUUACUAACCCAGCUGGAGAGGACAAGGCUAUGCUCUUUGUGAAGAUUGUGGAUGUGCCUGACCCCCCUGAGAAUGUCAAAUGCACAGGAGUGGGAGAAGAUUGUGCCACAAUCAUCUGGGAACCCCCUAAAUUUGAUGGUGGUGCACCAGUCAAAGGUUAUCUCAUGGAGAGGAAGAAGAAAGGCUCUUCCAGAUGGACAAAGCUCAACUUUGAUGUGUACGAAUCAACUACAUACGAGGCCAAGAGGAUGAUUGAAGGCGUCCUCUAUGAGAUGAGGGUGUUUGCAGUCAACAGCAUCGGCUUGUCUCAGCCAAGUCUCAACUCCAAACCCUUCAUGCCUAUUGCCCCAACUAGCGAGCCAACGCGUCUGACAGUCAAUGACGUGACGGACAGCACGUGCACCCUGAGGUGGCUCGCCCCAGAAAAGAUCGGAGCAGGGGGCCUGGAUGGCUACAUUAUUGAAUACUGCAAGGAAGGAGACACUGAGUGGGUGGUGGCAAACAAGGACCUAUGUGAGAAGCAGGGAUUUGUGGUGCGCGGCCUUCCUGUGGGAGAGAAGAUCAACUUCAGGGUGGUGGCGGUAAACGUCGCUGGGCGCAGUCCUCCUGCUCUACUGGGACAGCCCGUCACCAUUCGUGAGAUUGUUGAAUAUCCAAAGAUCCGCCUCCCUCGUGACCUGAGAACAAAGUACAUCAGGAAAGUAGGAGAAAAGAUAAACCUGACCAUCCCCUUCCAGGGCAAGCCACGUCCUGUCGCGACCUGGUACAAGGAUGGUCAACCCAUUGACCCCAAGAUGGUCAACGUCCGUAACUCAAACGUGGACAGCAUCCUCUUCAUUCGCUCAGCAGAGAGAGAGCACUCUGGGAAAUAUGAACUGGUCCUACAGAUUGAGAACAUGGAGGACAGGGCCGCCAUUGAGAUCAGAGUUGUUGAAAAGCCUGGGCCUCCUGUGAAUGUGAGGGUGACGGACGUCUGGGGCUUCAAUGCUGCACUGGAGUGGGAGCCACCCAAGGACAAUGGCAAUUGUGAGAUUACUGGAUACACCAUCCAGAAGGCAGACAUGAAGACCAAGGAAUGGUUCACUGUUUACGAGCAUAACAGACGGACAAACUGCACAGCUUCAGAUCUGAUCAUGGGCAACGAGUAUAUGUUCCGAGUCUACAGUGAAAACCUGUGCGGCCUGAGUGAGGAGCCACGCGCCAGCAAGAACACGGCUGUCAUUACUAAGACAGACCUGGUGCUCAAAGCAAACCCCUACAAGGAGAAAGACAUGGCCUGUAUCCCCAAGUUUACCCAGCCCCUGGUGGACAGAUCUGUAGUGGCCGGCUACAGCACUGCCAUCAGCUGUGCUGUCAGAGGCUUCCCCAAGCCUAAGAUUAUCUGGAUGAAGAACAAAAUGAUCAUUGGUGAGGAUCCCAAGUACUUGAUGCAGAACAACCAAGGGGUGCUGACCCUGAACAUUCGUAAGCCCAGCACCUUCGACGGAGGCAAGUACUCCUGCAUGGCUGUCAACGAUCUGGGCAAGGACGAAGUGGAGUGCAAGCUGGAUGUCCGAGUUGCCACAGACCCGGACAAGAAGUGAGAAACCAAACCGCAAUGAAUGUGAAAUCAUACAAACCAAACUGCAAAUGAACCGUCACUAUGUAGAGAGUACACACUAUCUAGAGUGAAUCUAAUAAAAUGUAGUGAAACCUGCUGUAAA